Molecule: messenger RNA, 8142 nt
Organism: Oncorhynchus keta (chum salmon)
Lineage: Eukaryota; Metazoa; Chordata; Actinopteri; Salmoniformes; Salmonidae
Product: protein MTSS 2-like
Exons: 15
Coding region: 480-2864 (794 amino acids)
Biological process (GO): plasma membrane organization; cell projection assembly
Cellular component (GO): cytoplasmic side of plasma membrane; actin cytoskeleton
Molecular function (GO): phospholipid binding; actin binding
Source: RefSeq, a predicted model, not a curated record
UCACUGCCUCUUCUCCAAUCACCGGUAAGCCUCGCGCUCCCCGGGUAGGCCUACUCACCAACCUACUGUCUCACAUUUUGAUACAUCACUCCGGAGCUAUUACCUCUCAUCAACCCAACUCGAUUUUUCCUUGCUAUCCGAAGAUGAGAGUGUACAUCGCGGUGCCCUCUGCAUGCUUUACCUCCUAACUCGGGCUCAAGACCCGCAGCUGGGACCAGAGAGAGAGUAACCUCUCUCUUCUCUCAUCAUCACUCGCUUGGUGCUCUACGGACACGGGGAGCGAGCCGACAGUCGACCACAAUAAUUGUACCGUAUUUGUGUAUCAUUUCUCUUUCUCGUCCUCAUCCUGUCUUUCACGCUGGGCACAGACAGGGAAGGAGAGAAGAACAAGGCUUCGCAAUCCCUAUUUCUACCGUGGAAAUACAUUUGGUGGGGUUUUGUGCCCUGUCCGUAUUUGGUGAACCCUGGAUUUAGUGAACAUGGAGACGGUGGAGAAGGAGUGCGGGGCGUUAGGUGGACUAUUCCAGGCGAUUGUCAAUGAUAUGAAGUGUUCAUACCCAGUGUGGGAAGACUUCAGUGCCAAGGCCACCAAACUGCACUCCCAGCUCAGGACCACAGUGCUGGCAGCUGUGGCCUUCCUGGAUGCCUUUCAGAAGGUGGCGGACAUGGCCACCAACACCAGAGGCGCCACCAGAGACAUUGGAUCAGCUCUUACCAGGAUGUGCAUGCGGCAUCGCAGCAUCGAGGCCAAACUGCGCCAUUUCACCAAUGCUCUGAUGGAGAGCUUGAUCACUCCUCUCCAGGACAGGAUUGAGGAUUGGAAGAAGACCGCCAACCAGCUGGACAAGGACCAUGCCAAAGAGUACAAGAGAUCUCGCCAUGAGAUCAAGAAGAAGUCCUCAGACACCAUGAAACUGCAGAAGAAGGCCCGGAAAGGCCGAGGGGACCUGCAGCCCCAGCUGGAUAGUGCCAUGCAUGAUGUGAAUGACAUGUACCUGCUGAUGGAGGAGACAGAGAAGCAGGCGGUGCGCAGAGCUCUGGUGGAGGAGAGGGGACGCUUCUGCACCUUCAUCGGCUUCCUGCAGCCUGUAGUGAAUGGAGAGAUUGCCAUGCUGGGAGAGAUCACUCACCUUCAGGCCAUUAUUGAUGACCUCACUGUGCUGACCACUGAUCCCCACAAACUGCCCCCCGCCAGCGAGCAGGUGAUCAAAGACCUGAAGGGUUCAGACUACAGCUGGUCCUACCAGACCCCUCCCUCCUCCCCCAGCAGUUCUGGCUCCAGGAAGAGCAGCAUGUGCAGCAGUGUGAACAGCGCCCACAGUAGCGCCUCCCGCUCCUCCGGAGGCUCUCAGACUCACUCACCCAGUUCGUCCUAUCGCUACCGCAGCCUGGCCCACCCGCCACCGGGGAACGCUCACCGCCUCAGCAGCGUCUCUUCCCACGACUCAGGCUUCAUAUCGCAGGACGCCAACGUCUACUCCAAGCCUCCCUCGCCCAUGCCCUCUGACAUCACCAGCCAGAAGUCGUCAAGCUCUGCAUCCUCAGAGGCAUCCGAGACCUGCCAGUCAGUCAGUGAGUGCAGCUCUCCCACAACGUUUGGCUCGUCCUUCGCUACCUUCCGCCCUGCUCUCUCUCACACUGGCUCCAUCAGGCCUCUCUCUGUCAUACUUCCUGCGUCCCCACCCUAUAACUACUCCCCUGGAUCCAACACUACCUCUCCCACAUCAAAGGUCCCUUGCUGGAAGGAUUGGUCCAAGGCAGGUUCUUAUGAGCAGCCAUUGGCUGCCACGCUUCAGCGGAGGAAGGAGCCCCUGGAUAGGCUGAAGGAGAGCGAGGCAUCCCCGGGCUCCCAGGGAUAUGCUGGUGCUCACCCAGACGAUGUCCAGAGGUCCCGAAUGACCCCCGCCACCAUCGCUGCCAAGCACGGCGAAGAGGUGUCUCCAGCAGCCAGUGACCUGGCCAUGGUCCUGACCCGUGGUCUCAGCAUGGAGCAGCAGAAGAGCAACAGGGACUCCCUGCAGUACUCUAGUGGCUACAGCACCCAGACCACCACGCCCUCCUGCUCCGAGGACACUAUCCCCUCUCAGGGGUCGGAUUAUGACUGCUACUCUGUGAAUGGAGAUGCUGAAGGUGAGGCGUCAACUGACUUUGACAAGUCCUCCACCAUCCCCCGCCACAGCAACAUCGGCCAGAACUACCGACGCAUGAUCCAGACCAAGAGGCCGGCCAGCACCGCUGGUCUGCCCAGUGGGGCCCAGGGCGGAGUGCUUGGAGGGGGAGGGGGCAUUGGGACCCCUGGGACUGCCACCAUCCGCCGAACCCCAUCCACCAAGCCGGGUGUGAGACGUACCCUGUCCAACGCGGGCCCCAUCCCCAUCCGCCCCCCCAUAGUGCCAGUGAAGACACCCACUGUGCCUGAUGCUCCUGGGGGGUACCCCGGGCCUCCGGUACGUGUGGGCAGUGAGGAGUGUGUGUUCUACGUGGCGGAUGACUCCUCCCCCAACACGUUGGAGUAUGUGAAGGCCUCUCCCAAGCGUCUGAGCCUGCCCAACACAGCGUGGGGGUCUGGGGGAGCGAUGGAGAUGAGUGUGUAUGUCCAGCACGGCUCUGAGGAGGACCAGAUGAUAGCCGCUAACCGCCACAGCCUGGUGGAGAAGAUAGGAGAGCUGGUGGCCAGUGCCCAUGCCCUUGGGGAGGGACAGUUCCCCUUCCCCAACCUCCCUGAUGAACCCCCGCCUGGCCCAGCCCCCCAGCACGACCCCCAGGCCCCCGGGUCAGGCACCGACGUGCUGGUGUCCAUCCGCAGGGGCGUGCGGCUCCGCAAGACCGUCUCCAACGACAGGUCUGCGCCCAGGAUUUUGUGAUGGCGCACAACGGAGCGGAGGGAGCGCAGCCUGCACCCACCGAGGUGCCCCAACCACUACAUACAGUACUGACUCUGUAGUAAAGAAGUAAAUAUGACAACAGAAGAUUACAAAAAAAAAGUUGAAUUAGAAGUAAAUGAUAAAUAACAAUAAUAAGGCUGAUAAUGAAAAAGUAAAUAAUGAAUAAUAAUGACAGGCUCUGGCCACUAUAACUCUAUCGUGUCUCUGGGCGCAUGUUUGUUUAAUUAGCACCACCAUCACCACGGGAUCCUCAGACUGUAUAUAGAGACUCUGUCUGGACUGGACUGACUGCUGUGAGAGAGAGGGACUGUUUAUAGGGACCUGGACUUCCAGCCACCCUCUCCACCUCCUCCCACAUCCCCCCACUCCUCACCCAACCUCUUACACCCCCCCAUUCUAGAGUAAAGCAGAGGGAAGCAGGUGGCAGAGAGACAGGUGAAAAGUGGGGUCAAUCGCUCCCUCUCACUUUGGCUCAGGUCACAAGGCUCUGACGACGCACUGUUAGCUUUAAACCAUGGCCAACAGUGUGCGUGUGUGCGCGUGUGUGCGUGUAAGAGGUGGGCAGAGUUCUGCUGCAGGUCAGCUGGUUGUAUUUGAGAGUGGGGCUUCUCUCCUCUGUGUCGUUUUGUUGUUACCCUCACACUGGGCACACACUGGCUAAAUCAACGUUGUUUCCACGUAAUUUGAAUGAAAUUACAUCGCACCAACGUGGAACAGACGUUGAAUUGACGUCUGUGCCCAGUGGACUGUUUUUAUUGCGACAUUUGAUUUCCUGUUACCACUGUAUGAGAAACGACAAAAUGAAGCCAGGCGUAUAUAUUUUCUAAAUCCAGAGAGAACAUGUGAAUAGGAAAUGGAGCAAUAAAUGUGUUUUAUUUUCUGCUUCUGCUGAGUGGAGGAGAAACAGAAGCUGUUAUCUUAGGUUUGGGUUCUCUUUUUUAACUUGCAGGCAAUCAUCAGGCAUGCUCAAGUACACAUGACAGUUGCUGUCUAACUUUGGCCCUGGACUUUUCUCACGUCCUUGCCUGAUGUGUUAAAAAAAAAAAACACACAAAAAAAACCAUGGAAAACUGAAGCACUUUGAAGGUUAAUUUCUAGUGUGACCACUAGGGGUCAGUGUGGUCACACUCUGUGAUGAGACGAGGGUGCUGGGGGAGUGAGACAGUGGGUUGCCAUGCGGUGUGCUGAAUGCGUGCCACGGACCAGUGAGCGAAGCAGUUCAGUUGGGGAGAGAAAAGGAUGAUCGAAAAAGGAAGUGAUAAAGAAAGGUGGGAAAUGGGAACGGAAGGAUACUGGAUUGGGGGAAUGGUUAUGUACAAUGGGUCCGUGCUGAAAAAUGUUGAAUUCCAAAAACUGAUUUAUAAUGUAGAUCAAAAACAUUUAUGUAAAGAGGGGGAUGGUAAGCUGCUGUACUUGUCAUCACAUGCUGUGAGUCUCAAACAUGAGAUCCAUAGCUAAUUUGAACCUUGUGCAGCCUUACGCAGGAGCUGGCUUUGCUAAGGACAUUCGAAUGAAAUAGUGAAUAUAGCCAGGGAGAAACAGUGAGGAUGAUGUAAGGGGUUGCCAGAUUGGGAGGAAGAAGGGAGGUAUUUAUGUUUACAGAGUUAGCUGGAAGAGAGUUGAUGCAGCGAAGAGAGAUGGAAUGAGUAUUUCACUGCCUGUUCAUACAGUAAGCUCGAGUUAAGAGUCAGACGCACAGGAGUAAGUCAAGACUAGAAACUGUAUGAAAAUAGAGUAACCUUUCAUAAAAUUACGUUGCCAUAUUUUUUUGCAAUAACGUUAUGCUGUAGUCUUGCUUUUAUCAAUAAAAAAAAUCUAUAAUAAUAAUCUCCAGAGAACAGUAUAUCACAGUGACAUAGGUUCUGAGCAGGCAGAGAGAGCAUUAUUCUGACUGUUGUACUGUAGGGUAGUGAUGAACUUCAUGGGUUAGUCCAAUGCUCCCUAGCAGUGACUGUUGAUGUCCUCCCCUUGACAACAAUGGCCAUUACAAAAUGUAUCUAAAUGCUUUAAUUAUUUAUUUCGCCUAAAUAGAGCACUGUUUUAGAAAUGCCUGUGGCUGGAUCUGCUUUGAGAAGGUGAGAGAAACACCUGCUGUUGUCGAAUAUCGCUCAUCUGCCGGGAGAGAACUUUUCUCAUUAAACUCAGAAAUAGUAGUUCUGUGAGGGGCUGAAAAGGGUGUGUGUGGGAGUAGGUGAGUGUUUGUGUGACACGGCAGGGCGGGGUGGGGUGGGGCGGAGGAAGGGGAGGGACCAGCAGUGUGGGUGGAAGUGGCCAGCAGCCCAGGGUGGAAGUGACCUCCCCUGCCACAGUGCAUUCUGGACCAGAGGAUGCUCAUCCAGAGAAUUUCUGCAAAGCACAGGUCAGAACGAUGUAUAUGUGUAUAUAUAUACAUGCAUAUACUGUAUAAGAAGGUGAACACUUAAUUGUGCAAGUCAAAUCGCUAGAAGUUUUAAAAAGGAGUUUAACUCGACAUUAUUUCGCAUUACCGAAUUAAAAAAGGCAAAUGUCAAAUGUACAGUGUAUGACAGCAAUAUGGGAGUGUGUUUAUUAGCCAAUUUAACAAUACAACUUCUUAUCUAACAAAAAGGUAAACAUGUUUACUGUCUUUUUAAAAUGUGCAGAUGUAACUCUGGCAAUUAUUCUGUUCCGAUUUCUUGUCAUGCUCGGAUUACUCUGCUUCAUUCUGAUUGUGUGCGAUGCUCCUUACCGUUCCCGAGACCCCAACUAUGUAACCGUCACUUCUAUCGGAGCAUUAGAGUGAGAGAAAGACAGGAUGUGGCACAGAGACAAAACAGGGUGAGUGAGACAGGGCUGUUGGCGAGUGUGUGUUAGGCUGAGACUGAGAGGACCCCUACAGGGGAAACUACAGGGAUGUCAGUCUCAGUUGUGUCUCUCUGUCUGGGAUGAGGUGACACUCUCCCAAGACCCCAUGGUGGAUGACUAGCAGUCACCUCACUCCCUCACACUCCCACAGCUGGGCUGUCUCUGGGUCCAGACUCUCUUUCCCUCUUUCCUCACUAUCACUUGGUUCUCCACAUCCUCCCGCUGGGCACAGACGUCAGUCUAGUUUUGAUUUACAUUUGGUUGAGUUGUCAUCUAACAAGAAUUCAAUAUGAAACCCCCCCCAAAAAAAUAUUGCAAUGUCAUUGGAUUAGGGUUGGAAGUUGGGUGAAAACAAGACAGAAGGCACUUGCGUUGAUGACUUCUUGCAGAUUCAAUUAGUUUUCCGCGUCGAUUAAACGUCAUCGCUUAGAUUGAAAUGGGUUGAAAUGACGUGGAAACAACGUUGAUUCAACUAGAUUUUGCCCAGUGGGCUACCCCCCUACUUAUACUCAAUGAAUGAACCUGUUGCUUUUAAACCUCUUAUCCACCCAUCCACCACAACCCCAACUCCAACUAGCAACUCACUCCAUAGGCUGCCUCAGCAUCAGCUCUUAAGCCAGAGCCAAAUCCAAACCCCCAGUGGGACUUUGACUGAAGCACUUUCCCACUGGGUGCUAAUGCAAAGGACAGGGGAUAACCGUGUGGUCACAAUUAAAAGCUAGCUUCACAUUUGAAAGAACAACACUUCCUUGAGAACAAGAUGUGAUGUCUCAUGCUGGCUGGAUUAUAGCUCAUGAAAUCAUUUUAAUUAAGCCUUAACUUCACUCUAAGUGAGUGUUAAUUUGCGAUAAGUGCCCAUUUGACUUAUGUCGCUGUCAAACCGGGAGAGUUGUUUUUUUUUUGUCUGUGUAUCCUGUGGUGCUAGCCACGGCUAGCGUGUCCAUGGCGUUAGUGCUGCCGUUGUGGGGAAUGGAGCAAACGGGUUAAUGGGAGUGUUUAAGCGUAAUAUGCUCUUCUCUUCAUAUUGAGAGAAGGUGACACAGUGCUGUGUAGAGAUGUAUUUGUCGCGUCUUUGUCUCUGCCGGAGAGCCUCGGUCGCAAAUUCCACUUAUUUAAAUAGCCUUUUGAAUACACUUACACGGAUCUCUUUCACAAUCUCAAUAGAGGAAAUGUGCUUUCAUUGCCUUUUGAGUUUCACUGUGUGCGAUUUAAUACCUUUCCCCCCGCUAAGCUAUGUAGAAAUAACAAUGGAAGUCAUUCAUAAUGUAGGAUACAGGAUAUGUAACAGGAGUCUAUGGGUCUCAUUGGUCUCCCAUGAUGCCUUGCCUAACACCCUUAGUCCUGGAUAAGAGCUUGGUUAAUCAGCCUUAUAUUACUGUUAAGAACGUUUAGAAAGAGUGCAUGACUGUCAGGAAAACCUCUGGAUUAUAGUCAUUCUGGCCAACAUAGACCGUAACACUGUAUGCCUUUAUAGUUUUUAGGCUGGUGUUAAUGUGCCACCAGUAGACACAUAGCCGCACUGUGACCUUGCAAAUCGCUUUGCGCCGUUAGAAGGUGGCCAAACAGCCCGAAACCCUUUUCCUUGAAUUAGCUUAUAAUUAACUAUGCUCAAGCAUAUGUGAGGGCAGAGACGGAGUCAGGCUGGGCAGCGACGGGGUGUAGGUCCUGUAUGGAGAUUAUACUGUACGUGGUCUAGGAGUAGUUCGUUUACAUGGUCUACAGGCGUUGCGUCGGUGUGUCUUCGUGCUCGUGAAGUCUGCCCUGGCGUAGGUUGAGGAUCUCUGACACUGAUGGAGAAACAGAGACUCUCGACACAAGGUGGCUUCACGCCCACUCUCCCACCCACACACAGCCUGUCCCCCGUCUAUUUAAAAAGGCCAAUAAAGUCACCCCACAACGAUGUCACCAUCCGUUAACUCAACGCUGUCAGCUCCUGAGAUGUAGUCAGGCAGGGAGGAGGUGACUUCCAGGUGCCAUGGUAACAGACCUGAAUGUCUUAUCACUUGUGGAUUCUCUGUGGUUAACUUCUCUCUUUUCCCCCUUCCUCUUCCCAAAGCCCAAUCCAAUAUGAAAGCUAAAUCACUGCGUCUAUGAACUUGACCGUCGCCACCGUUUUGAACAAAGUCCUUAUUUUCAUUACAGUAUUGUGAAGAGAUAUGAUGUGUGCAUAUGUUUUUGUACAAAAAAAAACCUCCCUCCAACGGAGUCACGUAACGCUACAGGUGCUGUUGUCUGUCUUCUACUUUCUCUCCUUCUCUUCUUCUUUAAUUUAUUGUGCCCUGUUUUUCCAAGGCUGUUUUGCCUCUGUUGCUGAUGACAAGUUGUUCUUUUUGUAAUAUUAAUCCUUUUCAUUUUUGUUAACUUUAGUCACUGCUAAUGUAACAAAACGCACUGUGAUGAUUCCAGUAUUAAUAAAAGUUGUACUUAAACUGUG